AGUACCUGUGGUUUUUCCUGCUCUACGCAGGCGAAAACGCGUUCAGUCUAAUCCCAUGUUUUUUCGGACACCACUCGCUUGCUAGCCUUUAACUUUUUGACGGGGUGUGUAAACAUCUUCAGGGCGACUCUCCCCGAUCUGUACACUAUGGCAGCAACUCGACUGUGAAAUUGCUGGAAAGACUCAUGCAUCCUUGGCAACACUGCAGUGACUGGUCUCGAAAAUCUCAGCGUUUACCGAUACCUCUGGCAGGCUCGCCAGGCACUGGCAGCACAAUUGAGGCACCUGCUAUCAUUAUACAGACUCACGUCAGGUUCGACUCGGAAUUCCGAGUCGUUAGUCGUGACAUCGAGACUUCGCAUGCCUCUGUAUAGUGUAAAUGUAUAUAUAACUCAACGGGUCUCCACUGGGUCUCUUGACAUUGCUGGGCCUUCAUCAUUAUCUAAAAUACUGCUAGGUGUUCAUUUGCUUAUAGCACUCUCUGCAACUGGCCACACUGUGCUAAUCUAUGAUUACCUUCUCACCUUUCAUGAUGAAAUCCGGUACAUUUGGAAUGCCCCUUGGACAAUCGUGAAAGUCAUGUUCCUCAUCAACCGAUAUGCAAACCUGGUUGGGCAGACUGCUAUUCGGUUGGAAGAGGCUGGCUUCCUCGCACAUGAUUCCGAAUUAUUUUGCCAUAGGUUUGCCAUCUCGAUUCAUCUACUUGUGCUCAUACGUGCGUGGGCCAUCUGGGGGACUCGGAAGAGCAUCAUAAAAAUUAUGGUCGGAAGCUAUGUGUUCUACGUCCUUGCUUUGCUGGGCAUAACGACACUCGGUUCAAUACAUGAUACUCAUGAGGAGUAUCAGUACCUCGACUUAGUCGAGAUCUGCGCAUCAGCGAUGCCAAGUGUCUUUAUUCUCGAUGCAGUAACUUUUGUCUUGACAGCGCGAAGUCUGUGGAGAUACUCUAGGGAAUUUCAGAGUCUCUACCCCUCCAGCCUCCUCCGAUUACUUGUUCGAGAUGCAACCAUGUUUUUUAUUUUUAGUAUGUUUAACAAUGCCAUGAUCUUCGCCUCCUGGACUGUAUACGCGAACGUCAGUCUUUCUUAUUCACGACAUAUUUCUUCUUCCUGAAUAACAGGAGACAGACUCCAUACACUUUCCUGCCCAAAGGGUUUUCGGGCCCAUUACUUUCAGUGGCCGGUCAGCGCGUGGUUCUGAACCUGAAAAGUCUUCCAACGCGUACCUAUGCGACACACGAUCUCAGCCGUGAGAUAGACCGACAACUUGAAGCAUUUGAACUAGACGAAUGCUGCUCGUCACCUGAAGAUGGCCUUGAUGACCCAGAGGGUGGCAGAGUGCUUUAGGUGGAAUCAGGAAAUGUGAACUGAAUUCCAUCUGUUUUAUAUAUUGUAGAUGCAGAACUUACCUCCGUGUCCCUAUAUUUAAUUUGUAUUCCCCACA
Messenger RNA from Suillus fuscotomentosus, 1443 nucleotides. RefSeq lists its product as uncharacterized. The record is from RefSeq and is a predicted model, not a curated record. The coding region runs from base 361 to 1113 and encodes 250 amino acids. The transcript has 14 exons. Lineage: Eukaryota; Fungi; Basidiomycota; Agaricomycetes; Boletales; Suillaceae.